AUGGACAAGCAGAGCUUUUCCAAGCUUGUAGAUGAGUCUCUGCACACGUUGAGGAGAAAGCUCUUAGAUGCCUUUCCAGAGGAGGAGAACGGACAAAGUCUUUGUGGCUCUGCACGUGGAAGUCCUAAGACUUUUGAGCUUCGAGGUGAGAAGGGCGAGAAGAGCUCCAAGAGUUCCUCUCAAAGGAUUGGAAGUCAAUCUCCAGAAGCCUCUCAGGUCGUUCCCACCACUUCUGAUGCGAGCCCUGUGAUGCUUGAUGUGGAGAUGCCGGAGACACCUGUUCAUUCGAAUCCCGACUUGGUGCCAGCUUUCAAGGGGAGCGAAGAGGAGGCUCGGGCGAUCCGCGGCCGUUUGCGCCUGCGACUGGGAGCGUUGAAUGAUUCCUUGGUCUCGGGGAAGGCCUUGUUCGAUGCCUGUGUGUCUUUGGGACUCACACGCUUCACGAUUGAGGACAUGAAUCUGUUUGUGAAUCUCUUGGCAAACUACAUUGAACUGGAAUUUGAGCGGGAAGAAGGUCAAGAAAAACCGAAGAGGCACAGUGUGAAUAGUGCCAACAUGUUCUUUUUCAAGAACCACCAAGAUGUGAAUAUCACUGGGAAGCCUGUGUGGAGAUGGCCCAAUGUGCAAUCGGCGAGUCGGACCUCAAUUGCGCGGAGUGCCUCAAUGCAGAUGCAGUCAUACAACUUGACAGAGCCUACCCUCGAGCGGAAAUUCAAUGUAGUUCCGGCUGCGCCAUUGAUGGAAGUCUUCUUAGCCAAGGAAAGUGAGACACACAGGAAGAUCUUUGGGCAGAGACACAUGAAGCAGUUUCAGGCCAUGAAAGAGAUCCUUCUGGCAGGGGACACAAACCGCCUUGUGGCUGAGCUGACAUUUGUUCGCAUCAAUGAUCUGGCCGCCCCACCAGAUGAAAAGAGCUGGGGAUUGCUUUUGGAACCCUUGGUGGCCUUAAUCAUCAUUUCAAACGGUGUGAUGGUGGGCUUCCAGUCAGAUGAAGAACAUUCAACAUGGCCUGGCUUGGACUAUUUGGAAGUGGGGCGUGAAGAAAGUGGAGACGUGUUUGCUACCUCGCUCUUGCGGUUUUGCCGCUUGAUUCGAUUGGUCCGUAUUGUCAAAGUUUUCCGGCUGAAGAUCAUGAAGGAUCUUCGUCUGAUGGUGAAAGGCCUCGUUGCAGGUAUCAAAACGCUCAUCAUGGCAUUUAUACUCUUGUUUACGGUGCUUUACGUCAUUGCGGGCUUUGCCACGAUGACCAUCGGAAACAGCCAGGAAGUCUACGAUGCCGAUUUGAAACCGUUCUUUCGGACCAUACCGGACUCCAUGUUCACUUGCUUCCGGUGCUUUACCGGCGAAUGUGUGAACCAGGCAGGUGCCCCAAUACAUGCAAUUUUGGCGGACAAAAUUGGUUUUGGUUUUGUCUUCGGGUACGUUGCGAGCUUUAUGCUGGUGAGUUUGGGCAUUUUCAACGUCAUUCUGGCCGUUUACGUUGACAUCACAAUGAAAGCGGCAAAGGAGAAUGACCUCACGGUUGAGCAACACUCUCGGGAGUCAAUACGCAUCGCGCGAAUAGCGCGGGAACUUUUGAAAAAAUUUGCUGCAGCUUUUAGACUAUUCCAGGAUAUGGAUGAAGGCGUUGAAAGAGGCAAGGGCCUAAAGAUAGCGCACUCCCACAAUUUCAUGGAUGGUGAUAUGCUUGAAAGCAUCGCAAUCACAAAGGAACUUUUCUUGAUGGUUAUUCAAGAUCGUCGAGUUCAAGGGCUCAUGGACGAAUUGGAACUCCCACCAGACCGUGCCAAUCUGUUUGAAAUUAUCGACGCAGACGGCUCCGGCACGCUGCAGCUUUCAGAACUUGCGCCGAGCUCAAACCAUUCUGAGAGUGUUAUUUUGCGAAAUUAA
Messenger RNA from Durusdinium trenchii, 1890 nucleotides. Lineage: Eukaryota; Dinophyceae; Suessiales; Symbiodiniaceae. The record is from the annotation of a GenBank genome assembly.